GAGUAAAGAUUUUUUAUUUACCAAAUUCCGUAGUGUAAAAUUAAAAUGGAGCUGGAAUUAACUAAAAUAAAUUAUGGAAGUGUUAACACAACUUUGCCCAAUUGUAUGAAGCUUAUAUCCACAGGAAAUACGAAAAAACAUCAAAAGGUUGCUGUUGGUGACUUAGAUGGUCAUUUUCAAAUAUUUGGCAUAAAAAAAUCCGACACACAAUUAGUUUUUCAGAGUUAUGUAGGAUCAAAGGUGUUGAGCAUUCAAAUGGGUGGAGCUCCAGGGUCAGUAUUGGACAAGAUAUUUGUAGCUUCUGACAAUUUAAUUAAAGCUUUCACUACGAAAGGUAAAAUGUUUUUGUCUUUUGAUACGAACUUCACUGAACCUAUUAAAUGCAUGUUUGUUUCGGGAGCCGACUUAUUUAUUUGUGGAAAUCAUGUUUACAGUCAUUACCGAGAUUGUAAAGACAUCGGAACUUAUUUAUGUGGAGACACGAUUGUUGAUGUAGUGGCAUUGUGCCCUAAUAACACAAAUAGAAUUCUAACAGUUUUGGCCUGUUCUGGACGUGUUCUUCGAAUACUGGAACAUUGCCGUGUUCGACAGACAGUUGAGCUGGAUAGCGUUCCAACAGUAUUGCAUGUUCCAAAAAAUGUUCUUGGUGAUCGAAUUUUAUGUGGAUUUGCAGACGGAAAAAUUAUACUUUAUCAAUUUGGACCUUUUACUGGAGAAAGUAUGUACAAAAUCAUUAAAAAAAAUACAUGUUCAAAAAAUCUUUUUUUUUCGUCAGUAAAACAAAGAAUUAUGGUUGAUAAUGUAUCAAAUCCGUGGGCGGUCACAUGUAUCGACACUUAUGAUUUGUCUGGAGACGGACGUGAUGAGCUAAUAAUCGGGAGACGUGAUGGAACUGUACAGGUCUUUACUAUGUCCAACGAUGAGGAUAUUGAUGUUGAGUGCAGACAGCUAUACAGUGAAUCGUUUUUAGAAAGUAUAUCAGCAGUGCAAGGUGGUUGUGUUUUUUCACAAGAUUGGGCAGAAAUAGUUGUCCUUUUAUACUCUGGGAGUAUAUUUGGUUUAACAACACAAAUAAUCGGUGUAAGUCUCAGCAAUAAGGAAAUCAUCAAGCCCUUCUCAUUGAAAAACCUAGAAAGAAUUUCAACAUCAAAUGAUCUGAAAGCAGCAAGCGAUAACAUCAUCCAAACGAGUCUUGUAAAGCCAAUUGAAAGUUAUCAAUUGUCUCAAUCAAUGAUUCUUAAUAAUUCAUCAUUUGGAUUUUCAAUCAUGGAUGUUAAUGAUUCGUUAACACUUGAUAAAAACGAUAAGGCCUAUAUUCUAUUUAUCGAAUUACCUACUCCAAUUUUGGAAAUAGAACUUGAAAGUGAGAUUAUGAUAAAUAUUUUAAAUUCUGAAGAGGAUAAAAAUUACAACAUCGACAAUGUCUCUGAGAAUGAGUAUAAUUUCAAAGGCAAAAUAACUAUGAAAGACAACUGUAACCGAUUCGAAAUGAAAUUUCAAACAAUAGAAGGUCAAUAUGGAACUCUACAGGCCUUAAUUAUACCACGUCAUCAACCACAUAACGUUCUAAACAGAUUGUAUACAGUGAGACCUCUUUCAUUGCACUUUAGAGUUCAUAAAUUUGAUUUAACAAGGCCUCUUAAUGUUCUCUCACUAAAAGGACAAUUUUCCCAUUCGGAAAUGCAUAAUUGGAUUGAACAAUGUAUUCCAGAAGUGCCAGAGCGUUUGUCAACAACAGAAUUCCCAGAUCUAUAUUUUGAAAAUUCUCUGAUUGGAACAAUGCUUGAAUGUAAAUAUAGUAAGGGAAAUGCCCAAUUUCGGAGUGACAACCUAUCAACAAUAUCAAUUAUCAAAGAUUUUUUGACGAAAGAAGCAACGAAAAAACGCAUCAAAUUAGAAAUUAAUACAGAAAUUUCUGAGUCAUCUGUUAGUCAUGUUUUAAUGUUAAUAAGGCACUCAAUAGAAAGCUGUAUCAAGUCAAAGAAAGAAUAUCAAUUUCUCCAAGCGUUAUUGCAAGUUGACAUCCGCAAUGACGAGGACUUUAACUGUCUUAUGCCGGAAUAUCAAUCUAUUUUAAAUCGGCGAAUUGAAAUCGAAGCUGACUAUAAAAAGUCUCCAGCAAUUUUGGACAAAUACUUUGGCAUUAUCACCGACUUUUACAUAGAUCGAUUUAAAUUUAAGGGAAUUUUUGUUAGAGAUAAAGUACCACAGCUGAUUGAAUCAUUAGAGAACUUUAACAUGAACAAAAUAUUGGAAUUUUUCAAUACUUCAGAGAGCAAGGAGUCAAACUUAGAAAUUAUUUAAUGAUAAACUUGACGUAUGUUUUAUGUACGAUAUAUGUAUGGUAUAUAAAUAAAAAUUGUAUAGGUAAAAUAAAGCUCUUUGAAUGCCCUAUUUACACUGGUGAUAACUUGCCAGAUA
Molecule: messenger RNA, 2421 nt
Organism: Episyrphus balteatus (marmalade hoverfly)
Lineage: Eukaryota; Metazoa; Arthropoda; Insecta; Diptera; Syrphidae
Product: Bardet-Biedl syndrome 7 protein homolog
Exons: 10
Coding region: 46-2304 (752 amino acids)
Biological process (GO): cilium assembly; intracellular protein localization; intracellular transport
Cellular component (GO): ciliary basal body; neuron projection; membrane
Molecular function (GO): protein binding
Source: RefSeq, a predicted model, not a curated record